Molecule: messenger RNA, 5552 nt
Organism: Musca vetustissima
Lineage: Eukaryota; Metazoa; Arthropoda; Insecta; Diptera; Muscidae
Gene: didum
Product: unconventional myosin-Va
Exons: 16
Coding region: 30-5552 (1840 amino acids)
Biological process (GO): actin filament organization; vesicle transport along actin filament
Cellular component (GO): actin cytoskeleton; cytoplasm; myosin complex
Molecular function (GO): actin filament binding; ATP binding; microfilament motor activity
Source: RefSeq, a predicted model, not a curated record
AUCCGAAAAAAGAAAUCUUCUCGAGAAUAAUGUCAAGUGAAGAACUUUAUGCAAAGGGAUGUAAAGUUUGGCUACCCAACUCGGAUACAGUAUGGGAAAGUGCAGUAUUAGAAGAGAAUUACCAGAGGGGACAGACUAGCCUUAAAGUCCAACUCGAAAGUGGAAAACUUAUUGACGUACCUGUAAAGGAGGAUGGCAGCGAUUUGCCCCCAUUGCGGAAUCCAGCUAUUCUUAUUGGACAAAAUGAUUUGACAUCACUGUCGUAUCUGCACGAGCCAGGAGUAUUACACAAUCUGCGGGUACGGUUUUGUGAACGACAGAUUAUAUACACAUAUUGCGGUAUUAUUUUGGUGGCCAUUAACCCGUAUGCUGAACUGCCAUUGUAUGGAUCAAAUAUUAUACGCGCAUACCGCGGUCGUUCCAUGGGUGAAUUGGAGCCUCACAUAUUUGCAUUAUCCGAAGAGGCAUACACACGAUUGGAACGGGAGAAAUGCAACCUCAGUAUUAUAGUAAGCGGCGAAUCUGGAGCCGGUAAGACAGUAUCGGCAAAAUAUGCUAUGCGUUACUUUGCCGCAGUAGGUGGAUCUGAGUCGGAGACCCAGGUUGAACGCAAAGUAUUGGCGUCGUCGCCCAUUAUGGAAGCUUUCGGCAACGCAAAGACAACACGGAAUGACAAUAGUUCACGUUUUGGAAAAUUCACAAAAUUACUAUUUAAAAAUAAUAUGGGUGUAAUGCAUUUAACUGGCGCGACAAUGCAUACAUAUCUAUUGGAGAAAUCUCGAGUAGUUUUUCAGGCCAUGGGCGAGCGUAAUUACCAUAUAUUCUAUCAAUUGUGCUCAGCUAGGAAUGAACAUCCAGAAUUGAUCUUAGAUCACCAGGACAAAUUUGAGUAUCUCAAUAUGGGACAAUCGCCUGAUAUUGAUAAAGUUUCUGACAAGGAUCAAUUCAAGGAAACCAUACAGGCUAUGGAAAUUUUAGGGUUUGAUUCCAGACAGAUUUCAGAUAUUUUGAACAUCUUGGCUGCCAUUUUACAUUUGGGAAAUGUGAAAUUUAGCCACAAAAUGAAAAAGAAUUCAGAAGAAAUCGAUCCCGACGGUUGCGAAAUAUAUCAUGAUGACUUGCAUUUGCGGGUUCUGGGAGAAUUACUGAAAAUCAACUCAGAUGAGUUGAGAAAAUGGCUUAAAACUCGUCAAAUUGAAUCAGUCAAUGAGUUAGUACUCAUACCAAUUAAUAUUGCCACAGCGGAAGCUGCUAGAGACGCGCUUGCCAAGCACAUAUAUGCCAGACUAUUUCAAUAUAUUGUCAGUGUCAUAAACAAAGGUUUGAACAAUGAUCGCAAACAGUCAUGUUUCAUUGGUGUGUUGGAUAUUUAUGGCUUCGAGACUUUUGAGAUUAAUUCAUUUGAACAAUUCUGUAUAAAUUACGCCAACGAAAAGUUGCAACAACAAUUCAAUCAACACGUUUUCAAAUUGGAACAGGAGGAGUACUUGAAAGAAGGUAUCAGCUGGACCAUGAUCGAUUUCUAUGACAAUCAACCGUGUAUAGAUUUGAUAGAGUCCAAGUUGGGUGUAUUAGAUCUGUUGGAUGAGGAAUGCAGGAUGCCCAGGGGAUCGGAUGAGAGCUGGGCUCGUAAAUUAAUGGAAAAAUGUGCAAAAUACCCACAUUUUGAAAAGCCUAGAUUUGGAAAUACAAGCUUUUCUGUCAAGCACUUUUCCGACACGGUGGAGUAUGACGUUAUGGGAUUCCUGGAGAAAAAUCGUGACACGGUUUCAAAAGAACUGGUUAAUGUCUUACGUUCAUCAAAAAUGUCCCUAUGCAAGCAAUUAAUGGAAAUGGAAGAAAUAGAUACGUUAAGCGCUGAUGCGGCAAAAACACACACCUUAGGUGGCCGCGUUGUCAUAAGUGCAGCACGAAAACAGGGCGAGGUAGCCACUGAACCAAGACGAAGAGUUACACCAUCGAAACAACAUCGUCGAUCGGUGGGAUCGCAAUUUCGAGAUAGUUUAUCCUCGCUUAUUGCAACCUUACAUUCCACAACACCGCAUUAUGUACGCUGCAUAAAACCCAACGACGAUAAGGUUGCCUUUAAAUGGGAUGCACCCAAAAUCGUACAACAGUUGAGAGCUUGUGGUGUUUUGGAGACAGUUCGCAUUUCUGCAGCCGGCUUUCCUUCUCGUUGGUCCUACAUGGAUUUUUAUAUGCGAUAUCAAUUGCUGUGCCAUCGAUCUUUGAUUAACAAAAACGACCUCAAACAGACGUGCCGGAAUAUAGUUCAAAAGUGGAUAACAGAUGAGGAUAAGUAUCGCUUUGGUAACACACAGAUUUUCUUCAGAGCCGGCCAAGUGGCGUAUUUGGAACAGAUACGAGCUAAUCUUCGGAAGAAAUACAUAAUUACCAUACAAAGUGUGAUACGUCGCUUCAUCUGUCGUCGCAGAUAUCUUCGAUUGCGACGAACCGCAUUGGGAAUUCAACGUCAUGCGCGUGGCUAUUUGGCCAGAAAGAAGGCUCAAGCAAUGCGCGAGGCCCGUGCUGCCAUAGUCAUAUCGAAGUAUGCCCGAGGUUGGCUAUGCCGCAGACGUUAUUUACGCUUGCGCAAAUCUAUUUGCGGCAUUCAACAAUAUGCAAGAGGAAUGUUGGCGAGACGUCGAUUCCAAGAAGCCAUGGACCACUAUCGUGCAGUACAAAUUCAGCGUUUCGUUCGAGGCUAUUUGGCUCGACGAGCAUACCACAAACGCAGAAGGCAGAUUAUAAUUUGCCAGUCGGCAGUACGUAGGUUUUUGGCGAAACGUCAGUUUAAGGCUUUGAAAGCAGAGGCUAAAACAAUAUCGCAUAUUCAGAACCUGUACAAGGGCCUGGAAAAUAAGAUUAUUUCCAUGCAGCAGCGCAUUGACGAUUUGAAUAAAGAGAAUAGCCAUCUCAAGCAUAAGAACAGUGAGAUAUCUGUGCUGAAAAUUAAAUUGGAAACAAAGAAAAACCUGGAACAUGAUUUGAAGAGCUUGAAGCUUGUUGCCGCUGAGAGGGAAGAAAAGAUUGUAUCGCUGACCAAACAACUAGAGGUGGAGAGGGAUGAAAAAAUGCAACUGUUGGAGGAGAAUGCUCGAAAUCAAGAGGAGUGGACCAAACAGAAGUUGAUUUUGUCAACAGAGAAUGAGGAGCUUCGAAAGCAAUUGGAAGAAAUGGCAGAGAGAUUGAAACUCACGGAAUCGGGCUACCAACGAGAACGUGUUAUUACAGACAUUGAUAACAACGAAAUCCACGAAGUCUAUCGCAAAAUUAUGAAAGAAAAAGAAAUACUGGAGAAUGAAAAUUACCAUUUGAAAUUAGAUUUACAAAUGUUGCAAAAGCAAUCUGGCGUGGUUGGGGACUAUAUUCCGGUUUCACAUCAUGUACGAUCCAUCAGCAAUGCAUCCAGCCAUACGGAGGAUGAUGCCGGCUACAGCUCGACUAAACAUCUUUUGGAUCAAAAGAACAAUCAUUCCCUUAAUGUGAAUGACAUUAGCCGAACAUCUCCAGAGGCAUUCCGACGAAAUUUGGAAAUGACUUCUACACCGAAGAGCGAGAAUACAGUCAUUCUGAUAAAACUCCGUAACCUCCUGGAGGAAGAAAAGAAAUACAAUAAGGCUAUAAAAAAUCAGCUGGACAAGGCUAUUGGUUUGCAUAGACCAACGGAAGAUUCGCUUCGCGUAUCCGAAUUGGAGGUUGAAAAUGAGAAACUCCGCCAUGACUACGAGUUGCUGCGCCAAAGUAUACGCAAUGGGGCAGAGAUGCACGAGUUGGAAGCUCAGCAUAACGCUCUGCAAGAGGAACUGAAACGUCGACGUGAAGAAUGCAUUCAGCUGAAAUCUGUUCUGCAACAACAGACGCAGUCUUUGAAGUCAUUCGGCAAUGACAGUUUAUCGCUAAGAAAUUCGGAUACGAAUAGUCUGCAGGACAACGAACUUAUGGAUGCUUUCCAAGCACAAAAAAUGGUCAACAGGCAAUUAGAGUUGGAAUUGAGGGCCUUGACGGAGGAAAACAACGCCCACUUUGCUGAGUUGACGCGUCAAAUUGAAGAUUUGCGCGAGGAAAAUAAUCAAUUGCAAGAGGUGUUGCAAGGUGGCGUAGACGAAACUGUAGAUGCCACAGAUCCAAAUGUGUUGCAGCAAACUAACCGUUAUCUGAAACAUGAACUAAAGAAAUCUAUGCUGCAGUAUUCACAAGUUCAGGAAGAGUUGAAUGCUUUCAUCAAAAAGUUCGAAACAUUAAAACACCGCAGUGACAAAUUAACGCUCAGACUUCAAGAACAUGGUAUUUCGGAGCAUGUAUCGCCCAAUAAGGAACCAGCUGCAACCAAUACACUUCCCACCAUUACAACAAUGGCAAAUUCUGAGGUUGCUGUGGGCAAACAAAAACUGAAGAAUUAUCAAGGAUUGAUGAAGUUCCGCAGCGAGGAUAUUGAUAAGAUUUUCCAACGUUUGGUUAGCGACAUGACAGCCAGAGUGGCUAUUGGUCUUUUGCCUGGUUUUCCAGCCUAUGUCCUUUUUAUGUGCAUACGUUACACUGAUCUCAUAAAUGCCGACGAGGACGUACGAACUCUACUCAGUAAAUUUGUCAAACAAAUUAAAAAAGUUCACCGCAAUGCUCACGUAACGGAAUAUCGCAUCCUGUGGUUGGUCAACUCAAUAACACUAUUGAAUCUUCUAAAACAGUACGGCGACGUAGAGGAGUAUGUCAAGUUCAAUACCGAAAAGCAAAACCAGCAACAAUUGAAGAAUUUCAAUUUGUUUGAAUAUCGCCGUGUCAUCUUGGAGAUUAUUAUGAAACUGUAUGAAGCUCUGGUGAGGCAAAUCGAAGGAUUGCUGGAGCCAUACAUUGUACCGGCUAUUCUGGACAACGAUGAGAUACAGAGAGGUCGCACACAGACUGGUAUGCUAGGCCGAAGUCAAUCGAACAACAAUUCUCCAGAGCAUGUACAAAUCGCGGCGUGGAAACAGUUGAUACACCAGCUGGAACACUUCUACAAACAAUUUACGCAUUUUGGUCUGGACCGUUGCUAUUCCGAACAGAUCUUUAAUCAGAUAAUGUAUUUCAUCUGUGCGGUGGCAAUUAAUGAUUUGAUGUUGAGAGGAGACGUGUGUAUGUGGGAAACUGGUAUGAUAAUACGUUACAACUUGGGUCACAUUGAGGAGUGGGUGAGAGACAAGAAAAUGUCCAAUGAGGUCCUAACUCCCUUGGCUCCACUGAAAGAAGUCUCACAAUUGUUGCAAUCUCGUAAAAGUGAAAGUGAUGUUCAGAGUAUUUGUGAACUUAGUGCGCACUUGAACACAGCUCAAGUACUAAAGAUAAUGAAAUCCUAUAAAUUGGAUGACUAUGAAAGUGAAAUAACGAAUAAGUUCCUUGAAAAAUUAGCCGAGAAACUUAAUGCUCGUUCUAUGAUUCAAAAUGACGAAUUUACCAUGGAUCAGAAAUUCAUUCAUGCCUUCAAAGUGGUUUUCAAAUACAGUGACAUUAAAUUGGAAGACAUUGAAAUUCCGAAACACUUGGGGCUAGAUGAUUUGCUGCAAAAAAUCUAG